AUGGGUCGAGAUUUACAAAAGAAGAAGAACCGCUCAGGGAAGCAACCCAUCAGACAGCCCCAGCGGAAAAAGAAGCUGCUGAACCCGCUAGGGAACAGUAUCAUUGCGAAGAACUGGAACAAGAAGGAAACACUCUCCCAAAACUACCGCCGCCUCGGCCUCGUCGCCCGCUUAAAGGGUCCCACCGGCGGCACCGAGCUCUCCCUCUCCGAAGCCACCCGCCUCCGCGAAGCCCGCACCUCCACAUCCUCCUCCCUCGUCCCGUCCACCGCCUCCCAACCCCCGCGCCAGCCCAAGACACCGCUAGCGAUCCAAUCCAUCGAAGCCGCCGUGAUCAGCGAGGUCAAAGUCGAGCGAGAUGCCACCGGCAGGAUCAUCCGCGUAAUCGGAUCAUCGGCCAAGAAAAAUCCGCUCAAUGACCCGCUGAACGAAUUCGACGACGACUCCGAGGAAGACGAAGAAGAAGAUGGCGAUGAAUGGGGCGGCAUCGAGGAUACGGAGGAGGAGAAGCGAGAGAUGAAGAAGACGCAGGUUGUGAGGGAGCUGGAGGAACUCGCUGCGCAGCCUGUCGUUAAGAAGCCGAGGCACCAGAGUGAGAGGGAGAGGGAGUGGAUCGAGAGGUUGGUGGAGAGGUAUGGGGAGGAGAAUACGGGGGCGAUGGCGAGGGAUAGGAGGUUGAAUCCUAUGCAGCAGACGGAGGCGGAUAUCAGGCGGCGGAUACGGAUAUGGAAGGAGGGGAGGGAUUGA
Molecule: messenger RNA, 747 nt
Organism: Scedosporium apiospermum
Lineage: Eukaryota; Fungi; Ascomycota; Sordariomycetes; Microascales; Microascaceae
Product: Nucleolar protein 16
Exons: 2
Coding region: 1-747 (248 amino acids)
Biological process (GO): ribosomal large subunit biogenesis
Cellular component (GO): nucleolus
Source: RefSeq, a predicted model, not a curated record